AAGUAAUUUAAAGCCACCUCGCCCACUCCUUCCUUUUCUUCUUCUCCUUUUCCUUCUUCUUCUUCCACGGAAAAUUUUGAAGAAGAAUACUAAGGAUGUCGAUUGAGUUGGAUAGUAAGCCGGCCGGAUUGCCAGGAGGCGGCAAGUCGUGCGCCGGCGUGUUGGUCACGAAGGAGGUGGACGGCGACGAUUUGAACGCCUGCAGUUCGUCGUCGUCGAUCGGGACGAACAGCGAUCUAGGCUCCGACGGUGAGGAUUUCGGCGAAAACGAGGCGCAGAGUUCGUAUAGAGGGCCUUUGGAUAUGAUGGAAGCGUUGGAGGAGGUUCUGCCCAUCAGAAGAGGCAUAUCAAAUUUCUAUAGUGGGAAAUCGAAGUCCUUCACAAGUCUAGCAGAGGCGUCCUCUUCUUCCUCCAUUAAAGACGUCGGGAAGCCGGAAAACGCCUACACCAGGAAACGGAGAAACCUGCUUGCCUUCAAUCAUGUGUGGGACAAGAGCCAAAAUUUGAAAAGUCAUAUGGGAGGGAUAGCAAAGAGACCACUAAGCUCCAGUCGAAGCACAUUGGCUUUUGCAGUUACCAUGAGCAGCUCCGACGGCAUCAGUAGCUCAAGUGAGGAUUCGAGUUCACGGUCUCCGCCGCAUCUUCCGCCACCACACCCACGAGGUAGAUCGGCGAGACGGAAUAUGUCGGUUUGGCCGUCGUUCUCGUCGGCCGAUUUACAACAAUGUGGCACUCUUGCAACUACUGGUGCGUGCACUACUUAUGAAUUGUUGACAGAACCAGGCUUACCAAAAUAAUUUCCUUGUUGGAAGGCAAUGUGAAAGUCAUACAUCUAAUGUCUCUUUAGAAGAAGACACAUGAUGGACAAUUGCGUCUGCUGUUCCUUCUCCUUCUUUUGAGUAAUUUUACACGGCAAAGAAUGUUCAAACUCACACGUUUAAAGAAACCUUUUGUAUAGAGUGAUUAACUUUUUACAUUGCCUUU
Molecule: messenger RNA, 984 nt
Organism: Corylus avellana
Lineage: Eukaryota; Viridiplantae; Streptophyta; Magnoliopsida; Fagales; Betulaceae
Product: hybrid signal transduction histidine kinase M-like protein
Source: RefSeq, a predicted model, not a curated record